AUGCCUAAAGAAAAAGGUACACAAACGACGACUUCUUCAUCAGCUGGCUCUUUCCUCCGCGCUUUUCUUUUUGCGAUCAUUUUAGCCUCAUUCGCGCAACAGGUCGUUUUCGUCAUCUUUCAGAGACGCGAGAGUAGUAGUACUACUCGCCCCCGUUUGAAAACGAAACAGAGCAGAAGAGAUAUAAAAAUGCAGAUUCUUCAACCGCGAACGAGUAAAGUCACGCAAAAUGAAGUCAUCGUUGGACUCUCUUCUUUGGCUGGAUUAUACGCGAAAAUGGAAGAGAAACACGCAAUCGAUGUCGUGCAUUGCGCGUUGGACCUUGGGUUUCGAAAUUUCGAUACCGCGCCGCAUUACGGGUUAGGUUUGUCCGAAGAACGAUUCGGGAAAGCGUUGAAGAGUUAUCCAAAAAUGACGGAGGACUUACGAGAGGAGAUUAAAAUUUGGACCAAAGUCGGGAGAGUGAUUAAAGAUAAAAACGACGUGUUAAAAACGGACAGAGUGGAAGAAGGGAACGUGUUGGGGCACCCGGAUUGCGUGUUUCCGGAGAACAAUCCGGAGAGUCGACCGACGCUGAAUUAUACCGGUGACGGCGUCGCGCAAAGUUUAACCGAUUCGCUGGAAAGAAUCGGCGUGAAGCACAUUUUUGGCAUUCGAGUGCACGAUUGUGAAGAUGAAAUGCGAUUCGAAGAAGCUGCGAAUAAAGAUACGGGUGCUUUUGUGAGGAUUAAGCGAAUGCGGGACGAGGAGAAAGUCGUCGAGGAUGUGUCGUUAGGUGGAAACGAUCCGAUGUAUUCGUUGCGAGCGAUUCGCGAGAGCGCCGAGAACACCUUCGACGGGGUCAUGGCAGCUGGGAGUUGGAAUUUAAUCGAUCAAGAUGGGUGCGAGUUGUAUAAAGAGUGCGAAAAACGAGGCAUGUAUAUUCACAACGCUGGUAUUUACGCCAGUGGGUUGUUAGUCGGUGGAUCUACGUAUAAAUACGGACCGGCGAAUGAGAAUGUCAUCGCGAAGAAGAAAGCGUGGGAGCAGUUGUGCGAAGAGUUUGGAAACGUAUCGUUACCAGCCGUCGCCAUGGCGUUUUCGGCUGCACCAAACGUCGUGAAGAAAUUUGCAGUUGGCGUGAAAUCUAGAUUUGAAGUAGAAAAGACCUUAGAGUGGUUGAAUGAAAUCGAUAACAUCGAUCCAAAGAUUUGGGAAGAAGCCAAAUUAAGAGGCUUGUUAUCGAGCGAUUGUACCGUGCCGAACGUUUUCUGA
Molecule: messenger RNA, 1254 nt
Organism: Bathycoccus prasinos
Lineage: Eukaryota; Viridiplantae; Chlorophyta; Mamiellophyceae; Mamiellales; Bathycoccaceae
Product: oxidoreductase
Exons: 1
Coding region: 1-1254 (417 amino acids)
Cellular component (GO): cytosol
Molecular function (GO): oxidoreductase activity
Source: RefSeq, a predicted model, not a curated record